Messenger RNA from Erinaceus europaeus (western European hedgehog), 1780 nucleotides. RefSeq names its product SAMM50 sorting and assembly machinery component (gene SAMM50). The record is from RefSeq and is a predicted model, not a curated record. Gene Ontology annotation, biological process: protein insertion into mitochondrial outer membrane; mitochondrial respiratory chain complex assembly. The transcript is spliced from 15 exons. Gene Ontology annotation, cellular component: SAM complex; outer membrane. The coding region runs from base 167 to 1576 and encodes 469 amino acids. NCBI's taxonomy places the organism in Eukaryota, Metazoa, Chordata, Mammalia, Eulipotyphla, Erinaceidae.
GAGAGGAGGCGGGGCAUCAUGGCCGCCCCCAGUGCUCCGCUCCAGGGGCUUGUGGGAGAUGGAUUGACUGGCCCGAUCCGCCAGUGCGGACCCGCCCUCAGCCCUUGCCAGCGGAGUCUUGCGUUGACCUGGGCAAUUCUGCGAGGCGGCGGCCGCAGAGGGAGCCAUGGGGACGGUGCACGCCCGGAGUCUGGAGCCUCUUCCACCCGGUGGACCUGAUUUUGGAGGAUUAGGAGAAGAAGCUGAAUUUAUUGAAGUUGAACCUGAAACUAAACAAGAAAUUCUUGAAAACAAAGAUGUGGUUGUUCAACACAUUCAUUUUGAUGGACUUGGAAGGACAAAAGAUGAUAUCAUCAUGUAUGAAAUUGGAGAUGUUUUUAAGGCUAAAAAUCUCAUAGAGGUAAUGCGAAAGUCUCAUGAAGCCCGUGAGAAACUGCUUCGUCUAGGAAUAUUUAGACAAGUGGAUGUGCUGAUUGAUACAUGCCAAGGUGAUGAUGCACUUCCAAAUGGGUUAGACGUUACCUUUGAAGUAACUGAAUUAAGGAGAUUAACUGGCAGUUAUAACACCAUGGUUGGGAACAACGAAGGCAGUAUGGUGCUUGGCCUCAAACUCCCCAAUCUUAUGGGUCGUGCAGAAAAGGUGACUUUUCAGUUUUCAUAUGGAACAAAAGAAACUUCCUAUGGCCUGUCUUUCUUCAAACCACAGCCUGGAAACUUCGAAAAAAAUUUCUCCGUGAACUUGUAUAAAGUCACUGGACAGUUCCCCUGGAGUUGUCUGCGAGAGACAGACAGAGGAGUAUCCGCCGAAUACAGUUUUCCCAUCUGGAAGACCCAUCACACCGUCAAGUGGGAAGGUGUGUGGCGAGAGCUGGGCUGUUUGUCCAGGACGGCGUCCUUUGCCAUCCGCAAAGAAAGCGGGCACUCUCUGAAAUCCUCUCUCUCGCACGCAAUGGUCAUCGACUCUCGGAACUCCUCCAUCUUACCAAAGAAAGGAGCUUUGCUGAAAGUCAAUCAGGAACUGGCGGGCUACACCGGGGGUGAUGUGAGCUUCCUCAAAGAAGAUUUUGAGCUUCAGGUCAACAAACAACUCUUACUUGACUCAGUUAUUUCAGCAUCUCUCUGGGGUGGAAUGCUGGUGCCCAUUGGUGAUAAGCCCUCCAGUAUUGCAGACAGGUUUUACCUUGGGGGACCGACCAGUGUUCGGGGGUUCAGCAUGCACAGUGUUGGACCGCAGAGUGAAGGAGACUACCUGGGAGGAGAAGCCUACUGGGCGGGUGGCCUGCACCUCUACACCCCGUUGCCCUUCCGGCCAGGCCAGGGGGGCUUCGGAGAACUCUUCAGGACGCACUUUUUCCUCAACGCAGGCAACCUCUGCAACCUCAACUAUGGGGAAGGCCCCAAAGCUCAUCUUCGCAAGCUGGCUGAGUGCAUCCGCUGGUCAUACGGCGCUGGGAUUGUCCUCAGGCUUGGCAACAUCGCCCGGCUGGAACUCAACUACUGCAUCCCCAUGGGCGUGCAGCAAGGUGACAGGAUAUGUGAUGGUGUCCAGUUUGGAGCUGGGAUAAGAUUCCUGUAGCUGAUAAACACGCCCUCCAGCUCCUCCCAAGACACACCCAGACCCAGGGAAGCAGUGAUUCACAUGGUGCCACACUUCCUACACACACACACACACACACACACACACACACACACACACACACACACACACACACACACACACACCUACCUGACUGCAGUCCUUGUGGGAAACUGUGUCAAUAAAUCUUAUGUGGCAAACAUU